Ochotona princeps (American pika) is the source of this 866-nucleotide messenger RNA. RefSeq names its product DNA polymerase delta 4, accessory subunit (gene POLD4). NCBI's taxonomy places the organism in Eukaryota, Metazoa, Chordata, Mammalia, Lagomorpha, Ochotonidae. The record is from RefSeq and is a predicted model, not a curated record. Gene Ontology annotation, cellular component: delta DNA polymerase complex. The transcript is spliced from 4 exons. Gene Ontology annotation, biological process: DNA-templated DNA replication; DNA synthesis involved in DNA repair. Bases 151 to 474 code for a protein of 107 amino acids. Gene Ontology annotation, molecular function: DNA-directed DNA polymerase activity.
GGAACCGCGCGACUUCCUCUCCGCUCGUCUGGGUCGCCGUGUCUGCCCGUCGCUGGCCCGUCUCUCUCUCCUAGCAGCUGUCCCGCGCGCGCCCGCUGGCCCGGCUCUCCUACCCUGCUGUCACCUUCUCCACCCGCCUGGGUGGCCGCCAUGAGCCGGAAGGGGCGCAUCACCGACUCCUACCCUGCUGUGAAACGGAGGGAGGGGCCUGCCGGGCAUGGCAAGGGGGAGCUGGCACUCGAGCUAGGGGAGGAGCCCCAGCCGGCCGGGGAGGAGGACGCCGCGCUGGAGCUGCUGCGGCAGUUUGACCUGGCCUGGCAGUACGGGCCCUGCACAGGGAUCACCCGCCUGCAGCGAUGGCACCGAGCUGAGCAGAUGGGCUUGCAGCCCCCGCCCGAGGUGUACCGGCUGCUGAAGGCUCACCCCGGAGAUCCCCGCUUCCAGUACAGCCUCUGGCAUCUGUACCCGCUCUGAGGCGUCACCGAGUCCUGCCGCCAGCCAGCUGAGAGCCUCACACCAGGAGCCAGCGCCGGGCCCCUGUUGAGCUCCGCUGCAGAGGGAAACUCUGCAGCCGGCCUGGGGCUGUCUGGCUUAGUGCCUCGGCCUCCGUCCACUCUGACUGGCCCCUCAGGCCUGCACAGUGCAAGCUGAGCUCCUUCUGCACAAAGUGUGAUUUGUGGGGCCAAGGACCUGGCCAGGGCUCUGGCUCUCCCUUCCUGACUGGCACGACGGUCAUUCAGGCUGGGUGAGACACAGGCAGAUGGCCUUGAGGCUGAGCAGGGGACCCGUGGGCAGGACUGGCUGAGGUCUUGGGGUGACAGGAUGCACUCCUGCUGACCAAUAAAAAAACAACUGCACUCCUUGAA